Messenger RNA from Patiria miniata (bat star), 2066 nucleotides. RefSeq lists its product as uncharacterized. The coding region runs from base 193 to 954 and encodes 253 amino acids. The transcript has 6 exons. The record is from RefSeq and is a predicted model, not a curated record. Lineage: Eukaryota; Metazoa; Echinodermata; Asteroidea; Valvatida; Asterinidae.
CUUGAUUUUUCGGCAACGUGAUUGGCUGGAAUUUUUACGCUGCGGGAUUCUUGAAAAACAUUUUUCCCUCUGACGAAAGAAGCCUGAAACGUUGUUUCAUUGAAGAUUAUACUGAAUUUUGAAAAGUUUGGUUGUUGUUUGAAUCUACAAAAUUGCAGUUUGGUCUGUGUCUUCUAGGUGUAAGUUGGCAGCAUGACAUCUCAACUUGUGCAAGCGUAUGUUGACAAGGAAAACACCACCAGCCUGGCCACCAGUACCGGCAAGGGGCGGCUUGGCUCUCUGGCUGGUAGACAAGCAACAGCUGCCAAGACAUUCAGCGUGGGGCCCUCUCCCCUUGCCACACCCCGCCGUGCUCUGGGCAACCUGAGCAACGAUGUGACGCGCCUGACAGGCGGCCUUGGCAACAGUCAGAAGAAGCCGUUCAAGUCGGCCGGCGGGACUUGGGUCUUCAAGAAGCCGCUAGGGUCACAGUCCAAGACACCGGGACUGUCAAUGAGAAAGCCCAGCGUACUCACACCGUCCAAUCAGAUUUCAGCGCCGAAACCCAAGAUAAGACCCCAGAUAAUGGCCAUGUCGUCUAGCCUGGUCAGACCAGCAGACAGCUAUCCUGAAAUAGAAACAAUGCACAUAUACCAAGACAAAGAUCCCGAGUUUGAGUCACUACCCUCAGAAGAUUGUCUGAGUAUGUACCUAGACAGACUGUCCUCCCUCAGGGUACCCCCAGUGCCACGCCCACAGACAAGGGCACCCCAGGGUUGCCCUACUGACUACUCACACAUGCAGCUGGAGACCACUAACAGAUUGUCAGAGACCAGCACGACAGAAUCAGUGAGCAACCUGGACACGGACACCCCUCUAAGCCUCAACUCCUGCCUGGACUUGCCCCCGCUGGACUCAGUGGACUUCAUGGACAUCAACAACAUCAAACUGUGGGACACGCAGGACAACAGUUAAACAAAACUUGUCAGGGUGGUCCAAGUAAGCGAUUAAUUAUAAACAAAAUUUGCUAGUCGGGCUCGGCUAAAUGAGUUUCUGCAGUGGUGGUUGAAUUCUCCCCUUUUUGGCUGUGACAUUCAAGGCCAAAACUUCUAUUAGGCCAUCGGCCUCGGUCCAAAAUUUGGCCACCGGUAUCAAAUGAGGGGAAUAAUCGUCUUAGCCAUUUUUGGCAAGGUAUACACCUCCAGAGUUGGAAAAUAUGUGAUAGCAUUGCAGAGGUGGCAGCUUUUUGGGUGUUAUCACCCUUUUUUUCAAAAUGUCCAUCAAAAUGCUUGUUACCACUCUAGGGGCGGUAUACCUUGUGCAUGCGCACUAUAAUCAUUUAUGCCCUGAUUUGAUACUGACCAAACCCCAGGCUGAUGGUCUAUAUAGAGGGCGCCAAACUGUGAUUUAUUUUUCAAUAGAGGGCGCCAAACUGUAAAAUAUUCCUGCUUCAUGGCACUGGUCCGUAAAUGCAGUGGUCCAAAAACACCCAAAUAUUUUCAUUGGCAUUUUCAAUUUGAGAAAACUCAUUAUUGGCAAAGUGUGCUUUUUUUUCAUCCUUUUAUUUUUCAAGCUCAGUGUGGAGAGAUUUGUCGAUUGUGCUCUAUCUGAUAAACUUAAAAUAAAAGUUUUUUCAUAUAACAGAUUUGUUUUAUUACUCUGAGCAAAAAGUUGGGAAGAAUAUAGUACAUCAAAGCACAACAGAAGACGUAAAAUCAUUAUCAUAAUCGUACAUACAGCGAAGGGUUCAAGUUAUAAAAAGGAUUCCAGUGGGUUUUUGUUAAUUUACUGUAAAUUGGAUUUCAUCAAAUUAAAUUUAAAGGUACUGUCGAAACGCUAAGUUGUUUAAUACUCGAACCUUGGCAAAAUCAUGUUUGACUAUGCUUAAUUUACCUUCUUUAAUUUUGUUCUUUUCUUUUAAAAUUUACUUUUUCCUUUGUCUUUUCGCUUGAGUUUAUGUUUUUGUUGAAGCUUUGUAAAUUAUUGUUUCCACGUUAUGUCAUUUUGUUGGUGAUUUUUUUUCAUCUUAGUUUAUUUUUGUUGUUGAAGCUUUGUAAAUAAAUAUUUCGAUGUUUUUGUAAAGAAUG